UGAGCUCGCCUGUGAGUCGGAGACCCGCAGCGCGGUUCGUUGACUCUGUUCCGAGCCGUCUCCCGCGGCCCGAGGCCGUCCGUCGCCGCCUGCCCGCCCGCCGGCCGCAGAGCCGCGCCUGCGCAGCGUCCCCGGCCCGAGCAGGCGGCGCCGGCGGCCAUGGCGCACCGCUGCCUGCGGCUUUGGGGCCGGGGAGGCUGCUGGCCCCGCGGCCUGCCCCCACUGCUCGUGCCUGGGGGCCGCAUGGGCCCCACCGACCGUUCCUGCCUUCGGACGCUUUAUCGAUACGCUACAACUCAGGCAACAACCAGCAGAAAUUCUCUUCUGACAGAUGUAAUUGCUGCUUAUCAAAGAUUCUGUUCUCGACCUCCAAAAGGAUUUGAAAAAUACUUUCCUAAUGGAAAAAAUGGGAAAAAAGCUAGUGAACCUAAAGAAGUUACCGGAGAAAAAAAAGACUCAAAGCCAGCUGCUACCCCACGCCCUUCUGGAGGAGGAGUUGGUGGCGGUGGAAAACGAGGUGGCAAGAAAGAUGAUUCUCACUGGUGGUCCAGAUUCCAGAAGGGUGACUUUCCAUGGGAUGACAAGGAAUUCAGGAUGUACUUUCUCUGGACUGCUCUAUUUUGGGGUGGAGUCAUGUUUUACUUCCUGUUCAGGAGCUCCGGGAGAGAAAUCACAUGGAAGGACUUUGUCAAUAACUAUCUUUCCAAAGGAGUAGUAGACAGACUGGAAGUCGUCAACAAGCGUUUUGUUCGAGUGACUUUUACACCAGGAAAAACUCCUGUUGAUGGGCAAUACGUCUGGUUUAAUAUUGGCAGUGUGGACACCUUUGAGCGGAAUCUGGAAACCUUACAGCAGGAAUUGGGCAUAGAAGGGGAGAAUCGGGUUCCUGUUGUCUACAUUGCUGAAAGUGACGGCUCGUUUCUCCUGAGCAUGUUGCCCACGGUGCUCAUCAUCGCUUUCUUACUCUACACCAUCCGGAGAGGGCCUGCCGGGAUUGGUCGGACAGGCCGGGGGAUGGGUGGACUCUUCAGUGUUGGAGAAACCACUGCCAAAGUCUUGAAGGAUGAGAUAGAUGUGAAGUUCAAAGAUGUGGCUGGCUGUGAGGAGGCCAAACUAGAGAUAAUGGAAUUUGUGAAUUUCUUGAAAAACCCAAAGCAAUAUCAAGAUCUAGGAGCAAAAAUCCCAAAGGGUGCCAUUCUCACUGGUCCUCCAGGCACUGGGAAGACACUGCUGGCUAAGGCCACAGCUGGAGAAGCCAACGUCCCUUUCAUCACCGUUAGUGGAUCUGAGUUUUUGGAGAUGUUUGUUGGUGUGGGUCCAGCUAGAGUCCGAGACUUAUUUGCCCUUGCUCGCAAGAACGCCCCCUGCAUUCUCUUCAUUGACGAAAUAGAUGCUGUGGGAAGGAAAAGAGGAAGAGGCAACUUUGGGGGACAGAGUGAGCAGGAGAAUACACUCAAUCAGCUGCUUGUGGAAAUGGAUGGUUUUAACACAACAACAAACGUCGUCAUUUUGGCAGGCACCAAUCGACCAGAUAUUCUAGAUCCAGCACUGAUGCGGCCAGGGCGCUUUGAUAGGCAAAUCUUUAUUGGACCACCUGACAUAAAAGGAAGAGCCUCUAUUUUCAAAGUUCAUCUCAGACCACUAAAACUGGACAGUGCCCUGGAAAAGGAGAAACUGGCAAGAAAACUUGCAUCCUUGACUCCAGGGUUUUCAGGAGCUGAUGUUGCUAAUGUCUGUAAUGAAGCAGCCCUCAUUGCUGCGAGACACCUUUCAGAUUCCAUAAAUCAGAAACACUUCGAACAAGCUAUUGAGCGAGUGAUUGGUGGCUUAGAGAAAAAAACCCAGGUUCUGCAUCCCGAGGAGAAAAAGACUGUGGCUUACCAUGAAGCAGGUCAUGCAGUUGCCGGGUGGUAUCUGGAACAUGCAGACCCACUUUUAAAGGUCUCCAUCAUCCCACGGGGCAAAGGACUAGGUUAUGCUCAGUAUUUACCCAAAGAACAAUACCUGUACACCAAAGAGCAGCUCUUGGAUAGGAUGUGCAUGACCCUGGGUGGCCGGGUGUCGGAAGAAAUCUUCUUCGGGAGGAUUACAACCGGCGCUCAAGACGACUUGAGGAAAGUGACUCAGAGUGCCUAUGCUCAAAUUGUUCAGUUUGGCAUGAAUGAAAAGGUUGGGCAAAUCUCCUUUGAUCUCCCACGUCAGGGUGAUAUGGUUUUAGAGAAGCCUUACAGCGAAGCCACCGCAAGACUGAUAGAUGACGAAGUACGAAUACUUAUUAAUGAUGCUUAUAAAAGGACAGUGGCUCUCCUCACAGAGAAGAAAGCUGAUGUGGAGAAGCAAGGAGUCCUUAAAGAGUGUUGAAAUGAAGAAGCUCAUCAUUUGCGGGAGUGUGGCAGCCCAGGGAGUGGCAGAGACUGGCUCAGGGGCUGGUGCCGGUCGCUCAGUCGGACACAGUGCCGGGGCUAGCACUGGAAGUAGGGCAAAGGCAGAUCUGAAACAAACUGAGAUUUAUUGGUUAAAUGCACGGAGUGAACGAGAAGAAAGCCCUUGAGAUGAUGACUCCUGGUGGCAAACACAGAGGGUGGGGAUCAGUCUUGAACCCAAGAGAACACGAGCAGUGGGCAUUUGCGAAUGAAAUGUGGACAGCAAGUCCAGGCUGGAGAUAGGAUCUGUUGGUGGUCCCCCGCAUAGCCAGAUGUAGAAAAGAAGGACCUGAGCCAUGGAGGACCGUGGAGGAGCUCACUCGAGACCCCUAGCUGCAGGAGGACAGUGUGCAUUCAUGGAUUCAAGAGGAAGCUUCCACAUGCACACCAUAGAUGCCAAACAGGUCCAGGGAGUUGGACCCAGUUAUCUAGCCUUCUGAACGUACAGUGCAUAUACUGACAGUGGUAACAAAGACGUGUGUGGGAAAGGGAAUGGAUUCAGCGGAGUGAGGAUCUGGAAACACUGCGGAGUCCUGAAGUACUGUUUGGCCCAUUUGAGAAAAUUAAAUCUGUAAAGAGUAAUGUUGAGCCAGCCAGGAGAUGGGGAGCCAUCAAGAGGAGAGGUGGCUGGAGACUUUCCUGCUAGGACUAGUGUCCUCCAAAUUCUGGGCCUCAGUUGACUCCUCUGCUGGACAGGAUAAUACAUCAGGGCUAAGCUUUAGGAGAAUAAGAGUAACCGGCUAGCAUCCACCUAUCAUCCACCCGGUGUACUGGGUACCGCUUAAGAUGCAUGAACUUCUCUAAAGCUCCCUGCAGCCUUAGGAGGUGGA
Neomonachus schauinslandi (Hawaiian monk seal) is the source of this 3253-nucleotide messenger RNA. RefSeq names its product AFG3 like matrix AAA peptidase subunit 2 (gene AFG3L2). The record is from RefSeq and is a predicted model, not a curated record. The coding region runs from base 160 to 2361 and encodes 733 amino acids. Gene Ontology annotation, molecular function: ATP hydrolysis activity; zinc ion binding; ATP-dependent peptidase activity. Lineage: Eukaryota; Metazoa; Chordata; Mammalia; Carnivora; Phocidae. Gene Ontology annotation, biological process: mitochondrial protein processing; protein-containing complex assembly. Gene Ontology annotation, cellular component: m-AAA complex; membrane. The transcript is spliced from 17 exons.